ACGUGACGAUUGGCGCCCUCAUCGUGUCUGUCCGUCCACAGUCUCCCUUUUUACACGCAGGACGGUUAGCAUCUGUCGUUCGGCACCAUGUUCCGAGCCCUUUCCCGUGUAUCAACCGCAGGAUUCCGAAGCCUGGCUCGGACACGGACCGGUUAUUCGGCUCCUCUGGCAUCCAGAUGUUACUCCCAUGGCAAGGUGGAGACAGACGAGGAGUUUGAUUCUCGUUGGGUCACUUACUUCAGCAAACCUGACAUUGACGCCUGGGAGCUUCGGAAAGGCAUGAACACUUUAAUCGGAUAUGACCUGGUCCCAGAACCCAAGAUCCUGGAUUCAGCGCUAAGAGCCUGUCGAAGGCUGAACGAUCUCGCCAGUGCCAUUCGCAUCCUUGAAGCUGUCAAGGAUAAAGCAGGUCCCCACAAAGACAUCUACCCCUACGUUAUCCAAGAGCUGAAGCCCACCCUCACAGAACUUGGCAUUUCAACACCAGAGGAGCUUGGAAUUGACAAGUUAUAGACAAGAAGGGCCAUUUUUCACAUCGAGACGAUUCUCCUGAUUACCUCCCAUUGGAAAUGUCUAUAUUAUUGAUCCAAUACAUGCUGUCCUGUUGUGUACAAAAUAAUGGAAAUAAUAAAGAACCUAAUUAGCAAAA
Messenger RNA from Cyprinodon tularosa, 649 nucleotides. Its product is annotated as cytochrome c oxidase subunit 5A, mitochondrial-like. Gene Ontology annotation, biological process: mitochondrial electron transport, cytochrome c to oxygen. The transcript is spliced from 5 exons. The record is from RefSeq and is a predicted model, not a curated record. Bases 88 to 513 code for a protein of 141 amino acids. Lineage: Eukaryota; Metazoa; Chordata; Actinopteri; Cyprinodontiformes; Cyprinodontidae. Gene Ontology annotation, cellular component: mitochondrial inner membrane.